AUGGGAUUAUAUUUUCAGUUAAUAUCUUCAGUGGAUCAGUUUAAUGACUUUGUCUUUGAAUCACCAUCCGAAAAACUCGAGAUCCUCGAAAUAACCCAAUCUAGCAAUUAUCAUGAUCUUAGAUACUCUGUAAUAUAUGGGUUGAACCAAUUGUACUCUUCAAAGAAUCCAAAUAAUGCGAACUAUGAAAUAUCAUGGCUUUUACUGUCAAAUCUUUUAAAAACUUUCAUUGUUGAUAUUUUAAAGGAAAAUACCAAUAAUAAUAAUGUGCAGGAACAUGAUAUACAUGUACAAACUCUUUUGCUUUUGAAAUCCAUUCAUUCCAGGUUAUCAUCAUCUGAGCAUCUUAGAAUAAUGAUAAAAGAUGGAUUGGCGAAGGCAUUACAUUGCUUGAUUUUAACAAACAAUUGUUGGAACGAAGCAAUUGAAACGUUCAUGCAAUAUAGUGGUGUCAGCGAUGAGGUGAUGAUAAAUAACGCUAUGAUAGAUAUGACGCUUUAUAUUUUUCAAAAAUUAGUGGUUCCGGAACUAAAGCAUGGAAUUACCCAUCAAACCCCAUUUAUUUUACCAUCAAUAGAAUACCUCACCGCUUUUUUCUCAAACAGUUCGGUGUAUGAUGAUAGAAUUGUUCCCGAGGUUAAGAAAAUUUUAAGACUAAUAUGCCGUUUUAUUGAAAAAUCAGGUUAUUGGUUUUCAAAAUCCAAUGAAUUUUUCUACUCCAACGACACCUUGAUCAUAAGCUGCUUGGAUUUUUAUGUAAAAGUUUAUUCCUUGAGACACCGUACGAUCUUAAAAGUUUUAGAAUCCUUCAAAAAGCGGCUUUGGAAAGACGUUUGCAUUACAUGCCAACAUCCAAAAUUACUGAGAUCGGUGAAGCUUCUGGGUAUUAAUCUUAUGUUUUUACUUGUUGAAUAUGAAAACACUAUACGCGAUGAUUUGAAACAAAAGAUCUGGAAGUGUUGCUUCGGGAUGUUGAAAGCGGACUGUGAAAAUUUGCAAUGCAUGAAUUAUCAAUCAGAGGCAAUAAUUUUGGAAUUAUUAACAAUAACAAGUUAUGAGCUCCCACAAUCUAGUAUGGUUGGAAACUAUCUGAUGAAAAGAAACUUAGUAGAUCGAUACUUGAGCCAAUGGACAAUCUUCGUUGUAGAUACGAUCCAAACUUUUUGUGAUGCGUUACUGCACUGGGAGUUUUAUACAUCAUUUGAAUGGAAGGAAACCACAGAUAAUUACGAUUUAAAGACUAUGACCACGGCUCCUGAAAUCAACCAUGAAUUUUUAGAGAAACUAAUAUUGGUAGGAUCAAGAAUUUCAACUGAUGGAGCGUUCUUGCAAAACUUACGUAAGGAGUUAUUGGACCUUGAAAUUUUGAACAAUCUAACUAAUAAUGUUUCCAAUUUGAAGGUAGGAACUUUGAUAAAUGUUCUAAAUAUAAUGAUAACCUUACAGAAGAUUAAUAUUAAUGUUGAUGAUGCAUAUUUAUUUAAAUUGUCAGUGGCAUUGGAAAUCCACAAUGAUGAGGUCAAGUGUUUGGUGAUGAAAAUUUUUUCAAAUAACAUUAAGUUCAAUCAAAGUAUUCCUCAUUUUGUCCAACAAAGAGAGAUAAUUUGUAAAAUUUCUUCAUUAAAUAUCACAUCUCUGAUGAAAUUGCAAAACUCUUCAAUGGAACUUAUUUCUUUACUCUUUGAAAAUUCAUCAUCUCUGCAGGCUGACCAGCUUUGCCAAAUAUUUUUUGAGUUGCAGCUCCUUGAAUUUCAAAUGCCCAAAUUCAUUCAUAGGUUCCCAGUAUUUUCUUUCCGUAUCCUUGACCGGUUCUUAAAAUUACCUAUUUAUCAUGCUACCAUUGUCGAUUCGCGGAUUAUGAACAUUUUGGUAUCACAAUUCCACAUACAUCGAAUUUAUAGAAUUGAAAUUCUUAAAUUAUUGAAUCUAUUUUGUCAGUACUGCACAUCAACAGAGUUACUAACACGGAUGAAUUUCAUUUCGAUCAUUCCAGUUCUACAAUUAGAAGGAUCAUCCUCGAUUGAUAAUGGAAGUUUUUCAAAAGAGUGCUUGCAUCUCAUUUGUUUAUUAAUAAGAAAAUCUUCUAGGUAUCAUCACCAAAUUACCUUGGAAUACGGAGCAACGUUAGUUAAAAUAUGUUGGACUCAUUGGGAUAUUAUGAAAUUACAAGCGGAUCUAUCAACGGGAGAAUUGGAAUUAAAAGACAUUACUUGGUUGUUAAAUUCUAUUGGAAUUAUGCCAAAUACAAUGAAACAACCAAGAUGGUUGUCCAAUCUCGGUGAAAUUUGGAAAAAUUUAGAUCGGGUGACAAAAACUGGUCAAAGAUAUAAGUAUUAG
Saccharomycopsis crataegensis is the source of this 2337-nucleotide messenger RNA. RefSeq lists its product as uncharacterized. NCBI's taxonomy places the organism in Eukaryota, Fungi, Ascomycota, Saccharomycetes, Ascoideales, Saccharomycopsidaceae. The transcript has a single exon. The record is from RefSeq and is a predicted model, not a curated record. The coding region runs from base 1 to 2337 and encodes 778 amino acids.